Molecule: messenger RNA, 2022 nt
Organism: Dichotomopilus funicola
Lineage: Eukaryota; Fungi; Ascomycota; Sordariomycetes; Sordariales; Chaetomiaceae
Exons: 3
Coding region: 1-2022 (673 amino acids)
Biological process (GO): DNA repair
Molecular function (GO): metal ion binding; DNA binding
Source: RefSeq, a predicted model, not a curated record
AUGUCCGCCCCGCGACGGCUUGGGGGCGGCCGGGUCCUCGGCAGCGGCAAGGGGCUCGCCCCUCCACCGUCGACACGCACACCACGAUCCCCGAGCCCGUUUGGCGCGCGGUCCGAUGCCAGCACAAUCUCACUCCGUUCUCGAAACUCGACACCAACUUCCCUCUCGCCGUCCUCCUCGAGCCCGCUCCCUGAUUCUUCCCAGGACCUUGCCUCCAAUGUCACCUUGGCCGGUCCCUCCAACGGCACGUCACCGGGGAACAGGUUACAGUGUCCUAUUUGUGAGGAGGAGAUGCUCACACUUCUCCAACUAAACCGCCAUCUUGACGACGUCCACCAAGAACUGCCCGAGGCAGAACAAGACGAAGUCAAAUCCUGGUUUGACAAGCAGGUCCUGAAAGCGAAGCGGUUCCAACCACUGUCCCUCAUCAACCAGAAACUCCGCGGCCUCGAGGUCUUCGAAUCGAACGAAACCCAGCCACUAUCGGUCGGUCCGGGUCCGGGGAGGCCCGUUGACACGGUGAUUGACCCCGAGGAACUUAUCACGAGGAAACACUGGGAGCGCCCAACAGGAAACGAUGUGUGCACAGAUACCCUAUGUGAUCGGAGAUUGGGCCCUCUCGGCGGGAGCGUCAACUGCCGGAAAUGCGGUCGUCUUUUCUGCGAGGAGCACACGAUGUACCAGAUGAAGCUGUCUCGUUCAGCUUCCCACGAGCCCGUAAGGGGUGUAUGGGCCCGGGUUUGCGAGACAUGUUACAAGUCUAGGGAAGGGUACAACGAUCAUACGGGGCUGGCACGCGAUCACACCUCCCAUUUCGCUGCAGUGCGGACUAAGAAGGUGGAGCGGCAGCGCCUGGAAGUCCAAAGGCUGGAAAAGCGCCUUACAAAACUCACGCGCCUGUUGGUAGAGGCACCGCCAGAAACGGCCGGGAACUCGGGUCUUUUGUCGCCGCUCUCGAAUCAGUGGAACCAGAGAAAGGUUAUUGAACAAUCUGUUGUGACCUGGGAGGACGAUGCUACAGUGGCCAAGUGCCCCUUUUGCAAACAGGAGUUUGGAUCGUGGACCUUUCGUCGACAUCACUGCAGGAUAUGUGGCCGUGUUGUUUGCGCUGACCCGCAGACUAACUGUUCAAGCGAGGUUGGCUUGAACGUCGCGAAUCCGAACGUCAUCCCAUCAACAGAAAAGCCCAUAGAAGGGCAAAUCAGUAUCGACGUGCGGAUGUGCUGCGAGUGUAAGGGCUCGAUAUUUUCGCACCGAGACUUUCUUGAAUCCGUCAGUCACCGGCCUCCAGAUCAACGUGCAUACGAAACGUUGCGGCAGUUUGAACGAGGGAUACAAAUGCUGCUGCCAUCGUUUCACCGAUCACUACAGGCACUCCAGCCACCUGACGAACGCAGCAACGGACCCGAGAAACCACCACCAACUCACGCUCAAAUACAAGAUGCGGCCAAGAUCCGAAAACGCUUAACGGACUCGUUUGCGAAAUAUGAUCUCGCCGCAAAACGAAUUCGCAACCUCAAGACCGACAGCCCCACACAACUACGCCUGCAAAAAGCUGUCUACGCGUCCGCGUCGUCUUUCCUGCAUGCCAACCUUAUACCCCUGAAGAGCGUGCCUGCUAUGCUGAAGAACCAGAAGUCAAACCAUCGAAGGCUGCUUUCAGGCGGCAAUAAUGGGUCCUCACACUCAAUAUCGUCACCGCUGCGUAAUGCGGAAUCAUCCGGUCUCGAUCCAGAGACAGCCAGCAUAGGAGGAGCGAGUGAAGUCAGCACCGCAGUCUCGACAGCUUUAGAAACAGAAGAAAAGGAAGCUCGGGAAAAGCUGGUGAUAUUGGAGGAGCAGCGGUUCAUGGUGCAGGAGAUGCUAAGUCAGGCCAGGGGUAGCCGGCGGUUUGAAGAAGCCGGCGCACUGACCAAGAACUUGGAAGAGUUGGACAAGGAGAUUGAGGCGUCCAAAAAGCUGGUAGCGGGCGUUGAAGAAAGAUGGGAGGGACUCUAUUCUGGGCCGUCGGGGUUCUCUUGA